GGCGUCGUACAAUAAAAGCUCAAAAGCUCUCCAGCAACAUCUGGGAACCAGUCAAUAGAGAGCUUUCGUUGGGAAAAGAAGCAGGUACAGGAUGCGGUGGAUAGUUACGACAGUGGCCGUUAUAUUCAACUUAGGCAUCGUCUUUUCACUACCCCAAAGUCUCGUAGAAGAUGUUAAAGUUAACGAACUUAAACAAAGUAACAAAGUAAAGAGAGCUUUUAAUGGCGAAACCGCUUCAGAUGAUAACCAGAAAGUUUCAACGUUUUCCUCUGCUAUAAAACGAGGAGCUUCACAACUGUUUUCGGACUGGCAGCAAGACAAAAACAGGAACAAUAAUUAUCCUGACUUGCCGUCUGAUUCUGGCGACUAUUCUUCUCAAUUUGAUGAGAAACCCUCUUUGUCUGACAUUGACAAAAGCUAUCAGUACAACGUGGAAAGGGAGAAGCUGGACGAGGCUUUAGAAAACGCUAUAUUGAAGUCCGAAUUCUACAGAGAUUCCAGUCCACCUAAUCAGUAUCGAUACUACGAUGAACAAUUCGAUGAAAGACGUCGAAAGCGGAGGGACGCAAAAGUCAGGAUGGGAAACAGGAAUAAACGGAACAUCGAUCUGAGUCCAGAAGAGUGGCUAACUAUUCUCCAGAUUUGGGAAAACGACAGAAGACAUGCAUCACAAAAAGACAACUACCAUCCCAUUUGGUCAACGUAUGACGAAAAUCAGAAUAAGGAUCAUGACAAGGACGAAUAUGAUGUAGGAGACGAUGAUGAAAAUUGGCUGGAAGCACCGGUUUAUCCUCACAUUGGCCGAAUAGGAGAUAUCCCGAAAUCAAGUUCUAAUUUCGCUUAUGAAGACAAACGAGGACAAUGGGAUGAUUUUUCUGAGAACAAAAGGAAGAGAUACUUCCUAUCCGAAAGAAGAAAUGACCCCACAAGAGAAUUAAGAUACUUAAAUGGUCCUGCAAGGUCUAAAAAUGAAUUCUACACUCUCUCUCAACUUUUGGCAAGCCAGAGGGAACCAAAUCUUCCUAUUUAUCACAGACUAGUUUUGUAAAGUAAACGUGGCGUAUCUACAUCUAAUUACAACCACGCAUACUUAUCAUCGCUAAUUAAUAUAUAUAUUUUAAUGUAAUUGUCUAAUAAAAUUCGUAGAAAUAUCUAUAAUAUAACAUGAAUGUUACAUAAUUAAAUUUUACGUGUGUAUGUACAAUGUAAGCAUAAUCGAUGGUGUCGCAUUAUAACCCCUAAUAUUUGACGUUUUAAAUUAAGAAUCAAAUCAGUCAGUAUAAUAAGAUUACAAUUUUAUCUCGAACGUUGUAAGUGGAAAAAUAUUAAAAAAUGUUGAAUAA
Agrilus planipennis (emerald ash borer) is the source of this 1343-nucleotide messenger RNA. Its product is annotated as prohormone-2-like. The record is from RefSeq and is a predicted model, not a curated record. The transcript has 4 exons. The coding region runs from base 92 to 1048 and encodes 318 amino acids. Lineage: Eukaryota; Metazoa; Arthropoda; Insecta; Coleoptera; Buprestidae.